Molecule: messenger RNA, 312 nt
Organism: Canis lupus familiaris (dog)
Lineage: Eukaryota; Metazoa; Chordata; Mammalia; Carnivora; Canidae
Product: cytochrome c oxidase subunit 7B, mitochondrial-like
Exons: 1
Coding region: 38-280 (80 amino acids)
Biological process (GO): mitochondrial electron transport, cytochrome c to oxygen
Source: RefSeq, a predicted model, not a curated record
GUAACCGCAGUUGCACCGUUCUGCCUUCAGCUCCAGGAUGUUUCCCAUGGCCAGAAUCGCUCUAAGUCAUCUCGGAGUUCAAAGCAUUCCACAAACAAUGGCAAGGCAGAGUCACCAGAAAUGGGCACCUGAUUUCCAUGAUAAAUAUGGUAAUGCUGUAUUAGCUAGUGGAGCCACUUUCUGUAUUGCUGUAUGGGCAUAUACAGCAGCACAAAUUGGAAUAGAAUGGAACCUGUCCCCUGUUGGCAGAGUCACCCCAAAGGAAUGGAGGGAUCAGUAAUCCCAGCUGGUGUAAUAAUGAAUUGUUUCAAA